AUGGCUUCUAAUGUGGGAUCAUUAGAAGAGAAAAACGGCGGUUACAUCAGCUCGCCGCCUGAUUCGGGCAACACUUCUAAAAUGUUGACCAAAGGGAUACCUGAGCAAGACGAUGAGCUGGCUCUUGAUGAUCAACAUCCUAAGACGAAAACGGCUGACAUGAACACAAAGCGGGAGGAUCGACAGGGAAAUCAAAAGUUUGGUGUUCGCGUUCGCGAGCAUUGGUGGCAGUUCUGGCGAUUCAAAAAUCCGCCCCCACCCCCGCCCGAGAGUAUCGAUGAUGCGCAAGAGCUGCCGUUGGGGCGCACGAAUAUUUUCUCUGAUUAUACAUAUCACUGGGUUGCGCCAAUGCUCUCUUUGGGAUACCGUCGUCCGUUGGAGGCUACAGAUCUGUGGGCUAUGGACGGACCUCGUCAAGCUAAACACUUGAGCUCGAGGCUUGUCGAUCGCUGGGAUGCCCGUGUCGCAAAAGCUGAUGAGUACAACCGCAAGUUUGACGAAGGCAAGGUCAAAGUGACUUCUUCCAUGCGUCGUAAAUGGCGCAAUCAGGCCAAGAAGGAACACGCGCAAAAUCUUGGUGGCGAGGCGUCUGUUGAAGAGCGAAUCGCCGCCAAAGAGGCCAUCUGGUUUUUGCCAGACCUGUCCGUCAUGAAACAGAUUGACAUAACGCCUGAGAUUCGUCGCAAGAAGGCCCUCGCGGGUACGGUCAAGAGCGGACGCAAGCGUGCGAAUCUGUUUCUGGCCUGUGUUGACAUUUUCUGGCCGCAUAUCAUAGAAGCGUUCUGCGCCAAGAUCCUUGCUGAUGUGGCGCAGAUGUGCUCAGCGCUGGUGAUGGAGCAUCUUAUCGGAGCAGUGCGUGAUGGUGAUACUGGUUUGGGAUGCGGUUACACUGUUGUUAUGUUUGUCAUGCUAUUAAUUGGAAACGUUCUCUCCAACCGGUUCUUCUAUAAGAGCUUGUAUGUCGGUGUGUUUUGCCGAGCAGCUCUUGUGUCUGGUAUUUUCCGGCGCGCACUUAACAUGCAGGGUCGGGAUCGUUCGACAGGCAAGCUUGUGAACCAUGUCAGCACUGAUGUCAGUCGCAUUGACUUUGGUGCGCAGUGGUGGCUUCUUACCUUUACCGCACCCGUUGAGAUUAUUGUUUGUUUGAUUAUUCUUCUUACCCGUUUCGGUGUGUCGUGCCUUUCUGGCUUUGCGCUGAUUGUCGUGGUGAUGCCAUUCCAACUUUAUUUCAUGAAGUUCUUAUUCAUGCUGCGCGCAAAGUCGAUGCAGUGGACGGACCGCCGUGCUCGUCGUACGCAGGAGAUGCUUUCAGGCAUGCGCAUCGUAAAGCUGUUCUCGUAUGAGUCGAACUUCUUCAAGCUGAUUUCGACUUUGCGCAAGCAUGAACUGAAGUAUGUGUUUUUUCUCGCCGUGGCUCGCGCCGGGCUUAUGGCAACGGCUAUUAGCUUGCCUCUUCUCGCUGGUGUGCUUGCAGUGAUUACGUACUAUUUCAAGAACGACAAGCUCGACCCAGAGAAGGUCUUCCCUGCCAUCACUUUGUUCCAGCUGUUGCGUCUUCCGCUCAUGUUCUUACCAUUCGGUAUCAGUGUUAUCGCAGAUGGUGCAAAUUCGUUCAUUCGAUUGCGUGACGUGUUCUAUGCUGAGCAACACGAUACAACGCUGACGUCAGACGAGACGUCGCCCUAUGGUUUGAAUAUCGAUAACGCCACUUUUGUGUGGGAAGGUGUCGAGGAAGAUGACACACUCAAGCCGGUGAAAAAGCUGAAUGAGAAGAGCAACUCGAAAAAGAAAAUGAAACAGAAGCGUAUGUGGGCAUUCCUGCGCCGGAACCGCAAGGACAAGUCCAAGGGCGCCAAGGGCCCGAAGAAGUUGAACAUUUUCUCUCGUAAAAAGAAGGGCACCUCGGGCGGCCAAGAGCCUGUCUCGCAAGAAGUGCCAGUUGCCGCAGAAAAAGAUGCGCAGCCGGGCAAGGCCGCCGACGAGGACGAAAUGCCAUUUCAACUGCAAAAUAUCGACCUCAAGGUAAAGCGUGGAGAGCUAUGUGCGAUUAUUGGUCCUGUCGGGUCGGGCAAGUCUUCUCUGCUUCUCGGUGCGAUUGGCGAAAUGGCGCGUUCGAGCGGCCAAGUCGUUUGGUCAUCACAGCGCGUUGCAUACUGCUCGCAGUCUGCAUGGAUCCAGAACGCGACGGUUCGCGAAAACAUUUUGUUUGGCCAGCCAUGGGAUGCUAAACGUUAUUGGGACUGUGUGGAGCGAUCGGAGCUGUUCGCUGACUUUGCAAUGUUGCAGGGCGGUGACAUGACAGAAAUUGGCGAGCGCGGCGUGACCUUGUCUGGUGGUCAGAAGCAGCGGAUCAACAUAGCGCGUGCACUUUACUUCAAUGCUGAUGUGGUGUGUCUGGACGACCCACUGUCUGCUGUCGAUGCGCAUGUUGGAAAGGCCCUAUUUAACAAUGCGAUCUUGCCGAUGAAGAAGCAGGGAAAGACGGUGCUUCUUGUCACACAUGCCAUUCAGCACCUGCCUUUGUGUGACCGCAUCGUGUUGAUGGACGACGGUCGGAUUGAGGAAAUGGGCACGUACGAGGAGCUUAUGCAGAAGGGCGGCUCAUUCUACACGACGAUGUACAACUUUGGCAUGCUGAAAGAUGAGGACGAAGAAGACGCUGAUGAACUCGCCGCGGAGACAGAAGAUGCAAAGGCACCGCCGAAAAAGUACACGUUGGCCGAGCUGAGCAAGCCGGGUGCCGGGAAGACCAUGGAGAGUGAAGAACGUAAUACUGGUUCUGUUGACAGUGUGGUCUGGGUGUCGUAUUUGAAAGCAGGAAGUGGUACGCUGAUUGUACCAAUUGUGCUUGCUGCCGGCGCUUGCAUGCAAGCAUCGACGAACCUAUCGAGCUACUGGGUUGUAUGGUGGCAAAAGUGGCACUAUGAGCACAGGAAAUCGAUCGGGAUGGAAGCGGGCAUUUAUGCAACUUUAGGUAUCAUUCAACUGAUUUUCAACUUUAUCAUGGACGUUGCGCUUGGGUUGCUAACAUUCCUUGCGUCUCGAAAGCUGCACGAUCGUGCGAUGAAGCGCGUCGUGUUCUCGCCCAUGUCGUGGUUCGACACAACACCCAUUGGCCGUAUUAUCAAUCGAUUCGGCAAGGAUAUUGACGUGCUCGACAAUCAGCUGAGUAAUUUGGUCCGCCAAUGUGCCUCAACGGUUCUGUCGAUUCUGGGUGCUGCCAUUAUGGUCAUUGUCUUUACGUACUACUUCGCGAUUGUUGUCGUCGCAGUGUUUGUGUUCGCGUACUUCUUUGCGACGUUCUAUCGAUCGUCCGCGCGUGAAUUCAAACGGGUGGAUGCCUUAUUGCGCUCGACACUGUACUCACACUUUGCCGAGUCGCUCACGGGUCUGACGACCAUCCGUGCAUACCGUGAAUCUGACCGCUUCUUGCACGACAACUACAAAUACAUGGACUUGCAGAACCGAGCGUACUUCCUCACGAUUGUCAACCAACGCUGGCUCGGUCUGCGUCUCGACUUUCUCGGCUCAUUGUGUGUGCUAAUUACUGGUAUUCUAUGUUCUGUGCGUGUAGGGUCCAUUGAUCCAGGCAAGACCGGUGUGUCGCUCUCGCAAGUCGUCACUGUCGCGCAGACGCUUGGUUUCUUAACGCGGCAACUGACAGAAUUGGAGAACGAAAUGAACUCGGCGGAGCGUCUCGUAUACUACGCAAACAAUCUCGAUCAGGAACCUCCGCAGCAGAUACCUGAAAACAAGCCUGAACCGGCAUGGCCAGCGCAUGGCAGCGUUGAACUGGACAAUGUGUGGCUCCGUUACAGGGAGAACCUGCCGAAUGUGCUCAAAGGUGUCACAUUCUCCGUGCAUGGCGGCCAGAAGGUCGGCAUUGUUGGCCGUACUGGUGCUGGCAAGAGUUCCAUCUUGACUGUGCUGUUGCGGCUCUCGGAGGCGACGCAAGGUCGCGUCCUGAUUGAUGGCGUUGACGUGUCCAAGAUCGGUCUCGAGGAUCUGCGUCGCAACAUUGCGAUUCUGCCGCAGGAUCCUCUCCUGUUCAGCGGUACGCUCCGGUCGAAUUUGGAUCCCUUUGAGCGCUUCGAUGAUGCACGACUCUACGAUGCUAUGCACCGUUCAUACCUGACAUCCGCAGCCAACGCUAGUCAGCCGCCCACUGGCGCAGUUACACCUGUUGUGGGUGAAGAUGGCCAGCCAUUGCCGUCCGCAACGCAAGGCGAGGCAACUGUGCCAGCCCAGCCGAAAGCGCUCACGCGUCUCACACUUGACUCCAUCAUUGAUGAGGAAGGUGCAAAUUUGUCUGUGGGCCAACGCAGCUUGGUCUCGUUAGCGCGCGCCCUUGUGAAAGAUUGCAAGAUUAUUCUUCUCGAUGAGGCCACAGCGUCUGUGGACUUGGAGACGGAUGCAAAGAUUCAGCGCACGAUCCGCACCGAGUUUGCAGAUCGAACACUUUUGUGUAUCGCGCAUCGCCUUACCACUAUUAUUGGUUACGAUAAAAUUAUUGUUAUGGAUGAUGGCAAAGUGGCAGAGUUCGCAUGCGCCACUUGCUCUGUUUGA
Messenger RNA from Malassezia globosa CBS 7966, 4566 nucleotides. RefSeq lists its product as uncharacterized. Lineage: Eukaryota; Fungi; Basidiomycota; Malasseziomycetes; Malasseziales; Malasseziaceae. The transcript has a single exon. The record is from RefSeq and is a predicted model, not a curated record. Gene Ontology annotation, cellular component: membrane. The coding region runs from base 1 to 4566 and encodes 1521 amino acids. Gene Ontology annotation, molecular function: ATP binding; ATP hydrolysis activity; ABC-type transporter activity. Gene Ontology annotation, biological process: transmembrane transport.